AUGAAUGUGAUUCGGACGAUGAUAUGCGACUCAUACUCGGAUUGCUAUCAUAGCUUCAGAAGCUUGAUACUGUCUAUGCCUGAAUGGCCAAUCUUUCAAGAAUUCUCAAGGAUCCCCGAUGAACACCAAGAUUUGAUCCUUCAUGAGGUUCCCAAACCAGUGAUAGAGCACGACAUAUCUUUGUUCUUGAAGCACCGACUCUCAGCUAUACGGACUAACCGCACCCUACCUGUCGAUUGGCCUGGAAAUACUAAUUUCCAAUAUCUGGUGACAUUGUCCGUACCAUUGUUUAUUUUCGCCGCCACUAUAUGCCGUAUCCUUGAGGACCCUUAUUGGGACCCAAAGGAUAGCCUCAAUGAGAUAUUGACACAUGAAAACGAUACAUCAAAGCUUGAUGGAACGUACCUUCCUGUGCUCAAACGGGUUUUGUGUGACCAAAGCAAAAGGCAGUUAAACCAAAUGGUUCGUCAAUUUCAACAAGUGGUCGGUGCAAUCGUGAUAUUACAGAGUCCCCUCUCAGCCAUCUCACUUUCGAACCUUAUUGGCCUCCCUCAGCGUCUUGUUGAUAUCAGACUGAGCCUAUUACACUCGGUUCUGAGUGUACCAGAUGAUAAGAAUUUGCCAGUACGGCCCUUCCAUCUAUCAUUCCGAGACUAUCUUCUUGAUCCGGAAACACGCGAGAAGACACCACUUUGGAUAGAUGAGAAGAAAGUGCACUAUAUGUUGGCCACUCGUUGCCUCCUUAUGUGUCAAAAUUUAAGGAAAAAUAUAUGCCAAUUACCAAGUGAUGGAACACAACGUGCGGAGGUUGAUCAGGAGACAAUCGAUCACUAUCUUUCUCCAGAACUGCAGUACUCCUGUCGAUACUGGGCACAUCAUCUAAUGCACUGCAUGGACUCGCUUGGUGUACUGCACGAUGCUCUGUUAUUUCUCCAGAGACAUUUCCUACAUUGGAUGGAAGCAAUGAACCUAUUAGGUCUCGGAGCAGAAGUGGUGGGUAUUCUUAAUAUUUUGGGAACAGUUCUACCUAGCAGCCAUGGCACAAUGUCAGAGUUUUUACGGGAUGCAAAACGCUUUGUUCUGAAAACCCAUAGGAUUGUUGAUGAUUCGCCACUGCAAAUUUACUGCUCAGGGCUUGCAUUUGCACCCUUAAAUUCAAUAAUUCGGAAACAAUUUAAUGAAGAUAUUCCACAGUGGAUGGCCCAGGUGCCAUGGAUUGAGAAUACAUGGGGUGCAGAAUUGCAGGUUCUCGAGGGCCAUUCAUCCGAUGUCAGAUCGGUGGCAUUCUCACCCGACGGUUGCCUAUUAGCCACUUCAGGCUCCCAUGAGCACACGGUUCUACUCUGGGAUAUGGCAACAGGAGCUUUACAACAGGCUCUAGAUAGCCAUUUUUACGAAGUUGACUCGUUGGCAUUCUCGCCGGAUGGCCGACUAGCCUCCGGCUCGUCUAGCGAGAUCCGACUCUGGGACACCGCGACAGGGGUCUUACAACAGACUCUUAGGGGUCAUUCUUGCAACAUUACCUCCCUAGUAUUCUCUCCGAAUAGUCGGCUACUAGCCUCCGGCUCAUUUGAACACACAAUCCGGCUCUGGGACACCACAAUAGGAGCAAUGGUCCUACGACAAACUCUUGAGGGACAUUCUAGAGUUGUUAAAUCCGUCGCAUUUUCUCCUAAUGGCCAUCUACUAGCCUCCGGGUCAUGGGACCACACAGUCCGGCUCUGGGACACCGCCACAGGGGCUCUACAACAUACUCUCGAGGGCCAUUCAGAUACUGUUAACUCGGUAGCAUUCUCGCCCGACGGCCGGCUAGCCUCCGGCUCUACCGAUGGCACAGUCGUGCUCUGGGAUACUACGACAGGAGUCCUACAACAGACUCUUCAUGUAUAUUCUUCCGAUGUUCGCUCGCUCGUAUUCGUUCCUGAUGGCCGGCUGGCCUCCGGCUCCGGUGACAGCAAAGUCCGACUCUGGGACACCGUGGCAGGGACCGUACAGCAAACUUUCGAGGGUCAUUCGGGCAGUACUACCUCAAUAGCAUCAUCCCCUGAUGGGCGGCUAGCUUCCGGUUCCCAUGACUAUACGAUCCGGCUCUGGGAUACCACGAUAGGAGUCGUACAACAGACUUUUGAGGGCCAUUCAGAGUUCGUUAUAUCGAUAGCAUCCUCGCCUAAUGGCCGACUACUAGCCUCUGGUUCUAAAGACCACACCGUCCGGCUCUGGGACACCGCUACAGGGGCACUACAACAGACUCUAACGGGUCAUUCAAUGCCGAUUUGGUCAGUAGCAUUCUCACCUAACAGUGACCUCCUAGCCUCUGGCUCCGGCGACCAUACUGUCAAACUGUGGGACACCGCCAUGGGAGUCUUACAACGGACUCUUGAGGGUCAUUCAUAUGACGUUAACUCGGUGGCAUUCUCGCCUGAUGGCCGGCUACUAGCCUCCGGCUCCUGUGACCAUACGAUCCGACUCUGGGACGCCACGACAGGGGUUCUACGGCACACUCUCGGGGACUUUUGGCUUUGGGCUUCAUCGGUUAAGUUCUCGUCCGACAGCCGCCUACUAGCCGCCCAUACCAAACACAUAGUGCAACUCUGGGACACCACGACAUGGGCCCUGCAACAGACCUUAAAAACCGACGAAGUGGUGACUUUUAUGGAAUUCUCCGGUGAUGGCUCGUGUUUAAGAACCAAUAUUGGAUCCCUCGAUAUCCAGCCCAGAAGUGGGCAUUAUAAUUCUGAAACAUCCCAGACGAGUCUAGAGGUAUCAAUACGGGAGGAACAGUGGGUAGCCCUGAAUGGGAAGAAGUUAUUAUGGCUUCCCCCUGAGGCUCGGCCUUAUUGUUCGGCGAUUGGAGAUGGAACACUAGGUUUGGGAUGUCGAUCAGGGCGCAUUUAUUACAUGAAAUUUCGAUAA
This is a messenger RNA of Penicillium crustosum, 2913 nucleotides long. RefSeq names its product WD40 repeat domain-containing protein. The transcript is spliced from 3 exons. NCBI's taxonomy places the organism in Eukaryota, Fungi, Ascomycota, Eurotiomycetes, Eurotiales, Aspergillaceae. Gene Ontology annotation, molecular function: ubiquitin binding. The record is from RefSeq and is a predicted model, not a curated record. The coding region runs from base 1 to 2913 and encodes 970 amino acids. Gene Ontology annotation, biological process: proteasome-mediated ubiquitin-dependent protein catabolic process; ubiquitin recycling. Gene Ontology annotation, cellular component: nucleus; cytoplasm.